AUGAAGCGCCGCCGGGAGAAAGGGAAAGGCAAGGAGAAGGAGAAGGAUGAGGAGGACGGGAAGAAGCAGCAGAAGGAAGAUGGCGUGGAGGACGAGGAGGACGAAAAAAAGAAGAAGGCCGAGAAGGAAAAGGAUGACAAGAUCCAGGCUAUCAAAGCUCGUGAAGGCGACGGGACGCCUGAGGAUGAGACGCCUCGGAUCUAUGAGCUUCACAGGAACUUCUACAACAUGCGGCUGGAGCGGCUCCGAAACAUGGAACUGGCCAAGCGCAACCGCGAGCGGAUGAAGGACGCGGCGUUCUUCCCGUCGGCGCCCAAGGGCGACCCAUAG
Molecule: messenger RNA, 330 nt
Organism: Ophidiomyces ophidiicola
Lineage: Eukaryota; Fungi; Ascomycota; Eurotiomycetes; Onygenales; Onygenaceae
Exons: 3
Coding region: 1-330 (109 amino acids)
Biological process (GO): vacuolar transport
Cellular component (GO): endosome
Source: RefSeq, a predicted model, not a curated record